CCGAAAGUGAACUGAAACGUGAAGUGUAAAUAUUUAUAUGAACUAUAAGCUAUAAGAGUCAAAGUGUUCUGUGACUAUAACACUAACGUAUAAACGGAUUUUUAGUGUUUUGUAUAUUAAAUAAUUAACAUAUUACUGAUUGAAAAAUAUGUCUGGAAGGGAAGCUACUGGUAAAAGUAAAAAUAAAACACGCAGUAGUCGGUCGGGUCUUACGUUUCCUGUCGGGAGAAUACAUAGGAUUCUCCGAAAAGGAAACUUUGCGCCUCGUAUUGGUUGCGGGGCAGCCGUUUAUAUCUCAGCAGUGCUUGAAUACCUUUCGGCUGAAAUAUUAGAAUUAGCUGCCAAAGCUGCACAACAAAAUGGAAGAUCAAGAAUUUCACCUCGUCACAUAAUGCUAGCAAUAGGUAAUGAUGAUGAAUUGGACAAAAUGCUAAGUGGAGUGACAAUAUCACAAGGGGGAGUUAUGCCAAAGAUACAGCCCCAGUUGUUACCAAGGAAGACCACUAUGAAGAACUACAGUAAAAGUAAUAAUACCGCCGGUUCAUCUCAGGAAUACUAACGUUAUAAUUUAUUAUGAAUCAAGUAGUUUAUAGAACCUGAAAGUAUUAAAAAGGAAAUUGGUAGAAAUAUAAUUAAGCAAAAUGCUGUCAACUAAGAAAUA
Molecule: messenger RNA, 661 nt
Organism: Nymphalis io (European peacock)
Lineage: Eukaryota; Metazoa; Arthropoda; Insecta; Lepidoptera; Nymphalidae
Gene: H2ax-l
Product: histone H2A-like
Exons: 3
Coding region: 149-559 (136 amino acids)
Cellular component (GO): nucleosome
Molecular function (GO): structural constituent of chromatin; protein heterodimerization activity; DNA binding
Source: RefSeq, a predicted model, not a curated record